AUGGCGGAAUGGAGUCCAUCGUCCUGGACGUCAAAGCCUAUCAAACAAGAUGUCACAUACGAGGAUCCUGCAGCUGUAGAAUCAGCAUUAACAAAACUGCGAGCCCUUCCGCCCCUAGUGACUCCGCAUGAGAUUGUAGAUCUUAAGAAGAGGUUACGAAAUGUCGCUCUUGGGAAGGCAUUCGUCCUUCAGGGUGGUGAUUGCGCCGAACUUUUCGACUACUGCAAUCAGGACAUGAUUGAAGCCAAAGUCAAACUUCUCUUGCAAAUGAGUCUGAUUCUCAUCUGGGGGGCCAACAAGCCCGUCGUUCGUAUCGCUCGGAUAGCAGGUCAAUUUGCGAAACCCCGUUCAAGCCCCAAUGAAACGGUAAAUGGCGUUACAAUGCCCUCUUUCCGAGGUGACAACAUCAACGGAUUCGCAGCAACAGCCGAGUCUCGAAAGCCGGACCCAUCACGUCUAGUAUCAGCAUACUUCCACUCUGCGGCAACACUUAAUUUCCUUCGCGCUUCCUUAUCUUCUGGUAUUGCCGACCUGCGUACACCCUUGGACUGGGAGCUGGGCCAUGUCAUCACGCCGUCGAUCAAACAGAAAUAUGAAAAGAUAGUGAACUCCGUGACCGAUGCGCUACGCUUUAUGCAUACAGUUGGUCUAGAUCAAGAUCGUGGUGUCCAGACGGCAGAAAUUUUCACUAGUCAUGAGGGCCUUUCCCUCGAAUAUGAGCAGAGCUUCACUCGUCUCCUCCGUCAUCCUCCGGAUGCGUUGCCCGCACCUACACAAAGCCAAGAAAAGACACUCCGCCGUGGAUCGUCAGCUGCGAUACCAAAGGGGUACUAUGAUACAUCUGCCCACUUUCUGUGGAUUGGAGACCGAACGCGCCAAGUGGACGGCGCGCACGUUGAGUUCUUCCGAGGCCUUAGCAAUCCAAUCGGCAUCAAAAUCGGACCUAGCAUGGCAAACGAAGAGCUUGUGGAGCUCCUAAACACCGUCAACCCGACAAAAGAAAUCGGCAAAGUCAUACUUAUCUCCAGAUAUGGCGCUGAGAAAAUUUCACAGUUCCUUCCGGGCCAUAUUGCUGCUGUACAGGCCGCUGGUCAUCUACCAGUCUGGCAGUGCGACCCGAUGCAUGGAAACACACAGUCGACUCCUUACGGAGUCAAAACGCGGCAUUUCACCAAUAUAUUAUCAGAACUUAAACAAGCAUUGGAGAUACACAGAGCUGCAGGCAGCUUCUUGGGCGGUAUGCAUCUCGAGCUCACGGGUGAGGCAGUGACCGAGUGUGUCGGAGGUGCAGCAGGGCUCACUGAGGAAGGACUCUCAGAGCGCUAUGAGACUUUCUGUGAUCCACGACUAAACGAGAAGCAAGCCUUGGAACUGGCGUUUUUGGUUGCUGGUUUUUAUAGAGACGAGGAGCAAUAG
Talaromyces proteolyticus is the source of this 1416-nucleotide messenger RNA. RefSeq names its product phospho-2-dehydro-3-deoxyheptonate aldolase, class II. Gene Ontology annotation, biological process: aromatic amino acid biosynthetic process. NCBI's taxonomy places the organism in Eukaryota, Fungi, Ascomycota, Eurotiomycetes, Eurotiales, Trichocomaceae. Gene Ontology annotation, molecular function: 3-deoxy-7-phosphoheptulonate synthase activity. The coding region runs from base 1 to 1416 and encodes 471 amino acids. The transcript has 6 exons. The record is from RefSeq and is a predicted model, not a curated record.